Messenger RNA from Puntigrus tetrazona (Sumatra barb), 3673 nucleotides. Its product is annotated as E3 ubiquitin-protein ligase UBR2-like. NCBI's taxonomy places the organism in Eukaryota, Metazoa, Chordata, Actinopteri, Cypriniformes, Cyprinidae. Bases 283 to 3612 code for a protein of 1109 amino acids. Gene Ontology annotation, molecular function: zinc ion binding; ubiquitin protein ligase activity. Gene Ontology annotation, biological process: ubiquitin-dependent protein catabolic process via the N-end rule pathway. Gene Ontology annotation, cellular component: ubiquitin ligase complex; cytoplasm. The transcript is spliced from 30 exons. The record is from RefSeq and is a predicted model, not a curated record.
CUGUGUGUCAAAACCGCGUUAUGUAGCCUAUUCAGGGCGCUUACUAGAGAAACAACAGCGCGAGGGACAGUUCAGUUACUGCGAGAGCAGCUCUUCUAAAACUCCUGCGAGAGGGAGUGGCUAUUAUUAUGGCGUGUCACCGGGGCAACGGCGGGGACACUUUUCCAUUAGUCAGCUGAAAAGUUUUCCAGCUCUUAGGCGGAAGCAGCGCGCGCGGCUGAUUUCCGCUUCCCUCUCCGCCGCUCGCUUCUGCUGCUGCUGCUGCUGGACGCUGAAGGAAAGAUGGCGGCGGCCGAGACCGAUCGCGACGCACCGUCCGCUCUGUGUAGCGAAUUCCUCAAUUUCUCCGCGAAGGACACCGCUGCGAAAUGGCUGCAGGUGAGCAACCUGCCCAAAGAGGUGUACCAGCACUUGGCCUGCUACGUCCCCAAGAUCUACUGCCUGGGCCCCAACCUGAACCCUCAGAACGAGGACCUGCUGGCUCAGCUGCUGCUUCAGAGCCCGCUGGAGUGGUACCUGUGCGGGGAAGAGCCGUCCCUGGGAUUGGCCAAGCUGGAACAGAACAACCAGCCCUCACAGCUCUGUGGCCACGUGUUUAAAGUGGGAGAGCCGACGUACUCGUGCAGGGAGUGUGCAGCCGAUCCAACCUGCGUGCUGUGUAUGCAGUGCUUCUUAGGCAGCGUUCACAAAGAGCAUCGCUACAGGAUGACCACCUCAGGUGGAGGAGGUUUCUGUGACUGUGGCGACACGGAGGCCUGGAAGAAGGGCCCUUACUGUCAGAAACACGAGCCCAAUAUCAGCGACUCUUCUCAGAAGGAUCCGUUGGCUAAUCUGUCUGAUGAGAUGAUUGCCCGCACAUACAAUGUUUUCUCCAUCAUCCUCAAAUAUGCUGUGGACAUGCUCACCUGGGAAAAAGAAGAUGAGCUACCUGAAGGCCUCGAGCCACCGGCUCGUGGAGACACGUACUACUGCAUGCUGUUUAAUGAUGAGGUCCACACGUACGAGCAGGUCAUCUAUACACUACAGAAAGCUGUGAACUGCACCCAGAAAGAGGCCGUCAGCUUCGCCACCACUGUGGACAGAGAUGGCAGGAAGUCUGUGCGCUUUGGGGACUUCCAGUUUUGCGAGCAGGCCAAAUCUGUUAUUGUGAGGAACACAAGUCGGCAGACGAAACCCCUGCGGGUUCAAGUCAUGCACUCGUCUGUAGUGGCUCAUCAGUGUUUUGCACUCAAAGCUCUCACCUGGCUCGGCCAAAUCAUCAGAUACUCGGAUGCUCUGAGAAGAAUCCUGUGUCAGGUGGGUCUGCAGCGAGGACCGGAGGGAGAGAACUCUUCUCUGGUGGACACUCUAAUGCUUUGUGACUCCAAGAUGUGGAAAGGAGCAAGAAAUGUUUACCAUCAGCUCUUUAUGAGCAGCCUACUCAUGGAUACAAAGUACAAGAAACUUUUCGCAAUCCAGUUUGCAAAGAAUUACCGGCGCCUCCAGACAGAUUUUAUGGAGGACGAUCACGAGCGUGUAGUGUCAGUGACCUCUCUGUCAGUGCAGCUCUUCACCGCUCCUACUGUGGCGCGGAUGCUGAUCACAGAAGAGAACCUGAUGACCACCAUCAUCCGCACUUUCAUGGACCACCUCAGACACAGAGACCUGCAGGGCCGCUUCCAGUUUGAACGAUACACCGCACAACAGGCCUUCAAAUUCCGCCGAGUCCAGAGCCUUAUAGGAGACCUCAAGUAUGUCCUGAUCAGCCGUCCAACAGAGUGGACCGACCAACUCAGGGAAAAGUAUCUGGAAGGUUUCGAUGCUUUCUUGGAGUUGUUAAAAUGCAUGCAGGGAAUGGACCCAGUAGUGCGUCAGGUAGGGCAGCACAUAGAGAUGGAGCCAGAAUGGGAGGCAGCGUUCACCUUACAGAUGAAGCUCACACAUAUCAUCUCUAUGAUGCAGGAGUGGUGUGCCAGUGAUGAGCGAGUGCUGAUCGAAGCCUAUAAGAAGUGCCUGAGUGCGCUGACUCACUGCCACAGUGGUUUCACAGAUGGGGAGCAGCCCAUAACCCUCAGCAUGUGCGGCCACUCCGUCGACACCAUCCGCUACUGCGUCUCUCAGGAGAAAGUCAGCAUACACCUGCCCGUGUCCCGGCUUUUAGCAGGUUUACAUGCUCUGCUGAGCAACACUGAGGUUGCCUAUCGAUUCCCUGAGCAGCUGCCAUUGAGUGAACUGAGUCCACCCAUGUUGAUCGAGCAUCCUCUUCGCUGCCUUGUACUCUGUGCCCAGGUGCAUGCUGGAAUGUGGAGAAGAAAUGGCUUCUCUUUAGUCAAUCAGAUCUAUUAUUAUCACAAUGUGAAGUGUAGAGUGGAGAUGUUCGAUAAAGACCUCAGCAUGCUUCAGGCUGGCGCUUCCAUGAUGGAUCCAAACCACUUCCUGAUGAUCAUGUUAAGUCGUUUUGAGCUCUAUCAUAUCUUCAGCUCAGCAGACUGUAGAAAGAGAUACAGCAGAGAGAACGCUAACAAGGAUGUGGUUCAACAGAAUAACACACUAAUUGAGGAGAUGCUGCAUCUGGUCAUUAUGAUCGUGGGGGAGCGAUAUACAGCAGGUGUUGGUCAGGUGGAGUGCUCUGACGAGAUAAGGAGAGAGAUCGUUCACCAGCUAUGCAUUCGCCCCAUGGCCCACAGCGAGCUGGUCAAAGCUCUGCCUGAGAACGAGAACAAGGAAACCGGCAUGGAGAGGGUCAUUGACAGUGUGGCUUUGUUUAAGAAGCCUGGUGUGACUGGUAGAGGACUUUAUAAACUCAGGCCGGAGUGUGCCAAGAUGUUCAACCUUUACUUCCACCAUUACUCCAGAGCUGACCAGUCUAAGGCUGAAGAGGCCCAAAGAAAAAUAAAGAGGCAAAAUGGGGAAGACUCAGUUCUGCCUCCACCCGUUCUGCCUCGGUUCUGCCCGCUGUUUGCCAGCCUGGUGAACAUACUGCAGUGUGACGUGCUGCUGGGGAUUCUGGGAGCUGUGCUGCAGUGGGCGAUGGAGCCCAGCGGGGGGCACUGGUCUGAGUCCAUGCUUCAAAGGGUGCUGCAUCUCAUAGGCAUGGGCCUGGUGGAAGAACAGCAGCAUCUCAUCGGCAGCGCAGAAGAUCACGAUACCAACUUCAACUUCACUCUCAAAAUCUCCAGACCAGGUGAGGCUCCUGCUAACACUCCCAGUAUCUUGGCUCUGUUGGAAACCCUGCAGAACGCUCCUCAUCUGGAGGUGCACAAGGAUAUGAUCCGCUGGAUCCUUAAGACAGUGGCCAGCAUCAAAACCACGCGGGAGUGCACGGCCAGUGCGCCCCCUAGUGACAGCUCAGGGCACAGUCAAGAGGAGACGGUGCGGGAUAAAGAUAAGGCAGAGCGGAAGAGGAAAGCGGAGAUGGCGCGGCUCCGGAGGGAAAAGAUCAUGGCUCAGAUGUCAGAGAUGCAAAGACACUUCAUCAGCGAGAACAAAGAGUUGUUCCAGCAGAGCCUGGAUGAGCUCGACCCUCCACCUCCUCCACUCUGGAGCACAGCCCCAGUACGUGUGAUAGCACGCUGGUCUGUGUGGGCCCUCGGCGGUGGCGUGCGGGCGGCAGUGAGAGGAGACAGGUGGUGACGUGCAUCCUGUGUCAGGAGGAGCAGGAAAUCAGGAUCGACGGCAAAGCCAUGGUGCUCGC